This is a messenger RNA of Phyllostomus discolor (pale spear-nosed bat), 4307 nucleotides long. RefSeq names its product zinc finger CCHC-type containing 2 (gene ZCCHC2). Bases 443 to 3916 code for a protein of 1157 amino acids. Gene Ontology annotation, molecular function: nucleic acid binding; phosphatidylinositol binding; zinc ion binding. The transcript has 14 exons. NCBI's taxonomy places the organism in Eukaryota, Metazoa, Chordata, Mammalia, Chiroptera, Phyllostomidae. The record is from RefSeq and is a predicted model, not a curated record.
GGGUCUGAGCGGAGCCCACAAGCGUCUCCACCCGGCACGGCCUCCUCUCCUCGUCUCUCAGCUGCUCCGUCCGCUCCGGCUCGCGAGGGAACCGCUCCAGCGCCACCGCACCCAGCACGCUGAGGACGACAGGACCGCGGAAGGUGGAAGGAGGACCCGCUCGCUCGCUCGCUCCCAGCCGCACCCGGGAUCCGAGGUCCGGAGCGGAGGCCGGGGGGAGGAGCCGCCGCGGGCACGCCCCGCCCCCGGCCCGGGAAGACGACUCCCGCGACCCCGCCGGCCGGCCACCGCCCCCUCCGCCGGCGGAGACCCGCCCCUGAUCCUCCCCCGGCGGCAUGGAGGAGCCCUGCUCCUGACGGCCGCGCCGCGCCUCGGCCUCCGCCCCUCGGCCCGGCCCCUCCCGCCCGCCUCCGCUCGCAUGUCCGCGCCGCCUUAGCCGAGGAUGCUGAGGAUGAAGCUCCCGCUGAAGCCGACGCACCCCGUGGAGCCGCCGCCCGAGGCGGAGGAGCCCGAAGCGGAUGCGCGGCCAGGGACUAAGGCGCCGCCGCGGGUCCGCCGCCGCGACUGCCGCCCCACGCCGCCGCCGCCGCCUCCCGCGGGCCCGUCGCGGGCCCCCCCGCCGCCGCCGCCGCCGCCGCCCCGGGGGCUCGGGCCGCCUGUUGCUGGCGGAGCCGCGGCGGGGAUGGGCAUGCCGGGCGGCGGCGGCAGCGGGCCCGCGGCGGCGCUGCGCGAGCAGGAGCGGGUGUACGAGUGGUUCGGGCUGGUGCUGGGCUCGGCGCAGCGCCUGGAGUUCAUGUGCGGGCUGCUGGACCUGUGCAACCCGCUGGAGCUGCGCUUCCUCGGCUCGUGCUUGGAGGACCUGGCGCGCAAGGACUAUCACUACCUGCGAGACUCGGAGGCCAAGGCCAACGGCCUCUCGGACCCGGGGCCGCUGACCGACUUCCGAGAGCCCGCCGUACGCUCGCGGCUCAUCGUCUACCUGGCGCUCCUGGGCUCGGAGAACCGUGAGGCCGCCGGCCGCCUGCACCGCCUCCUGCCCCAGGUGGACUCGGUGCUCAGGAGCCUUUGCGCGGCCCGGGGCGAGGGCUCGCGGGGCGGCGCGGACGGCGAGCGCGGAGAGGACGGGGUGGGCGAGGAGAACGCCGAGAAGGACGGCUCCGGCCCGGAAGGCAGCGGCGCCGAGUCCCGGGCCGGCGAUGGGCUGGGCUUCAGGGCCCAGGAGGAACUGCUGCUGCUCUUCACCAUGGCUUCGCUGCAUCCGGCGUUCUCCUUCCACCAGCGGGUCACCCUGAGGGAGCACCUGGAGAGGCUCCGCAGCGCGCUCCGCCGGGGCCCCGAGGAUGCGGAGGUGGAGGUGGAGCCGUGCAACUUUGCCGGCCCCAGGGCCCAGAAUGACUCUGCUCACGGUGAUUACAUGCAAAGUAACGAGGCCAGUUUGAUAGAACAAGCCCCGAUACCUCAUGACGGACUUACUGCGGCGCCUCACAGAGCCCAGCGAGAAGCUGUGCACAUUGAGAAGAUAAUGUUGAGAGGAGUCCAGAGAAAAAGGGCUGACAGAUAUUGGGAGUACACCUUCGAAGUAAAUUGGUCUGAUCUUUCAGUUACCACAGUAACAAAAACCUACCAAGAACUACAGGAAUUUCUACUGAAGCUUCCCAAGGAGUUGUCUUCAGAGGCUUUUGACACGACCAUCCUCAGAGCCCUGAAUCAGGGCGCGCUGAAGCGAGAGGAACGGCGGCAUCCCGACCUAGAGCCCGUCCUAAGGCAGCUAUUUGCAACUUCAUCCCAAGCUUUUCUGCAGAGUCAGAAAGUGCACAGCUUUUUCCAGUCCAUCCCGUCAGACCCUCGACACUGCCUCAAUAACUUACAGUCCUCUCUGAAGACGUCCAAGAUAUUAGAGCACUUGAAAGAGGACAGCUCAGAAGCUUCAAGUCAAGAAGAAGACGUGCUGCAGCACCCCGUCAUGCACAAGAAGCACGCCGGGAAGAGCCCCACUGUGAACACUACUGGUACAACUUGUUCCCCACUGGACGGCCUCACCAUGCAGUGUUCCGAACAGAACGGCAUCGUGGACUGGCGGAAGCAGAGCUGCACCACUGCCCAGCACCCGGGGCACUGUGUGGCCUUAGCGGACCAGCAUUCAGCUGAUAAAAGAAAUUUAUCUUCAAUAAAUAAGAAGAAAGGAAAGCCACAUGUAGAAAAGGAGCAAGUUAAGAAAGCUGACAACAGACUGAAUAGUAGAAUCAACGGUAUUAGACUCUCCACUCCUCAGCACGCCCAGGGCAGUUCUGUGAAAGAUGCGAAUUUGGACAUUGGAUCUGGACAUGACACGUGUGGAGAGACAUCCUCAGAGAGCUACAGCUCUCCGUCCAGUCCACGGCACGACGGGAGAGAGAGUUUCGACAGCGAGGAAGAAAGAGACAGAGACACCGACAGCAACUCCGAGGACUCGGGCGCGCCGGCCACGCGCAGGUUCCCCGGUUCCGGCUCCGUGGCCCAGACUGCUGCCGCCCCGCCCCCGGGAAACAUCGCCUCCUUGGGAGACGGGAGCGGAGGCCUUCUCGAGGACCCCGCCGGCGCGCCCAAGUACCCGCACAUUUCGUUCAUGCCGGCUCUACACUGUGUCGUGCACAGCGGCGCCCAGAAGUCGGACGUGGUCGUUCCUGCCCCCAAACCCGGCGACGGCAAGACGAUAGGCAUGCUGGUUCCCGGUCCUGUCGCCCUUUCUGCACUGAGGGAGUCCGGCGCGACCCCCGUGGGGCUCCUGGGGCCCGCAGCCCCUACUGGAGAUUCAGAAAAGCACCUCGAGCUGCUGGCCUCGCCCUUGCCCCUCCAGGCCACGUUCCUCCCGCACGUCCAGAGGCUGAAGCUGCCGCCGCAGCCACAGCCGCAGGGAUCUUCCGAGGGCUGCGCGCUGGGCGGGCCGCAGCCGCCGGCCGGGGGCCUGAGCGUCGGGUCCCUGGGCACUGCCUUCCUCCCGGUGCACAGCCCAGGAGGGUUUGCGGGCUCUCCUGGGCCUUCCACGGACCCCGCCACCAAACCCGCCUCCCAGAUGGCAGGACUCAAUCAAAUGGUGCCUCAAAUGGAGGGGAACGCAGGGACAGUCCCUCAGCCCACCAGUGUGAACGUAGUGCUCUCAGCAGCCGGCCUCUCGGCCGCUCAGCCACCAGCCCCCUACGCCCUGGCGGGCUCGCCCCUCGCCGCCGCGGGAGGGCUACCCAGCCAGACUGCCGCCGCAGCGCCGUCCGCGCAGGCCCAGCCCGCGGUCCCCACGCACACGCCGGGCCCGGCGCCCAGCCCGAGCCCCGCGCUGACGCACAGCACCGCGCAGAGCGACGGCGCGUCCUACAUCAGUGCGGUGGGGAGCACGAACGCCAGCGGCGCCGUGCUGCCGCCCCCGCAGCUGGGCUCGGGGCCCUGCGGCUCUUGCGGGCGGAGGUGCGGCUGUGGGACCAACGGCAACCUCCAGCUGAGUAGCUACUAUUACCCCAACCCCGUGCCCAUGUACCGAGUCCCCCCUCUCUUCCCUCUGCCGUCCAUCUGCAACGGCAGCUACCUCAACCAAGCACAUCAGAGCAACGGAAACCAGCUUCCUUUCUUUCUGCCUCCGGCCCCGUAUGCAAACGGGCUGGUGCACGACCCGGUCCUGGGGAGCCAAGCCAGCUACGGCCUGCAGCAGGUGGCGGGAUUCGGGAGGUACUACGCCGUCUACGCAGCUCCCGGUGUGGUUGCCAACACGAGCGGCUCGGGGCCCAAGAAGAGCGGGAACGUCUCGUGCUACAACUGCGGCGUGAGCGGACACUUUGCGCAGGAGUGCAAGCAGGCGUCCAUGGAGGCCAGCCAACAAGGCACUUACAGACUGAGGUACGCACCUCCCCUCCCCCCUCCUAGUGAUACGUUGGACUCUGCAGACUGAACCAAGUAAAGCUUGCCUGCCUAAUACGUGAAGUGGGGGGGGCCUGGUGGGGUGUGGAGGGCAGGAAAGGAAAGGUAUUUUGUUCAUGUUUCUUUGUCUACACAUUUCCGGAAUUUCUAUGCAGUCGGGGUUUCUCCUGUUUCCUGUACCAAUGUCCAAAACAGAAACGAACGCAUUGCUUUUGAGCCUCCGGUCUCCUGGUUCAACAACCGGCUUGUCUGUGUGACCCGUGUAACUUAAACAUCCAAACUAUCAAAAGGAACAUGGAUGCGUGGUGUUUCUUUUUUACACUGAAUACUUGCUGUGUGCAAUGUUUACUGAAUCUUUAAAACUGUGUAUUUGAACUUUUUUUUUUUUUUUUGACAACACUGGUGACAGUCAUAUGGUUUUG